AUGGUAUGGGAGAAGUUGUCAUUCAUACGAUGGGUCUCAAAGGAAGAAGAAUUGUCAUCUUCUGCUAGCCAAUACAAGCUUAGUGAGGCUUCUAUUGAAGAUGAAGAUGUAUCUUCUAAGGAUCCAUAUGAUAAUGGUGAUAAAAUAGAAGAGGAUUGCCGAGAAGGACAAGUCUAUUCUGAAGUAGUCUUUAGUUUGCACGAGCAUGGUACCAUUGUAUUGAGUGGUGAUGAGCAGCAUAGUGAGAAGGGUAGGAAGAAGAAAAAAGAGAAGGUUGCUUGUGAAACACUUCCUGGUUCGCACAAGCAUGGUGAUCUUCAAUUGGGAGGUGAAAAUUUGGAUAAGGAUGGAAAAAGGAAGGAAAAAACUGAAGGUGACAAGAAACAUGAGGAAAAGAGGAAGAAUAAAAAGGAGAAGGAUGCAUCUAAGGUGCCUGGCUCACAUGAAGAUGGCACUGUUCAAUUGGGAGGUCAUAAGCAACACAAGGAGGAAGAAAGGAAGAAGAAAAAGGAGAACGCUACAUAUGAAACACCUUGCUUGCAUGGGGAUGGGGAUGUUGAAUCGAGAGGUCAUAAGAAGAACAAGGAGAAAGAAAGGAAGAAUAAAAAGGAGAAGGCUUCAUUUGAAGAAGUACAUUUCUCACAUGAGGAUGUCAUUGAUCAGUCAGGAGGUGAUAAGAAGCACAAGGUGGAAGAAAGGUACAAUAAAAAGGGAAAGGCUAAAACUGAAGUACCUUCCUCGCAUGAGGAUGGUGUUGUUCAAGUGGAAGGUGAAAAGCAACAUAAGGCAAACAAAAGGAAGAAGAAAAAGUACAAGGUGCACGAUGAGUAG
Cryptomeria japonica (Japanese cedar) is the source of this 831-nucleotide messenger RNA. RefSeq lists its product as uncharacterized. The record is from RefSeq and is a predicted model, not a curated record. Bases 1 to 831 code for a protein of 276 amino acids. Lineage: Eukaryota; Viridiplantae; Streptophyta; Pinopsida; Cupressales; Cupressaceae. The transcript is spliced from 9 exons.